Molecule: messenger RNA, 207 nt
Organism: Dibothriocephalus latus
Lineage: Eukaryota; Metazoa; Platyhelminthes; Cestoda; Diphyllobothriidea; Diphyllobothriidae
Source: the annotation of a GenBank genome assembly
AUGCGCGGGGCGGGACUGCAAACACACUUGGUGGAAAACAAAUGGAGUGAUAUGCAGGCCACUUACGAAACUCUUAAUCAUGGCUUUUCUGGUGUCAUCAUUGGCAUCCUUGAAGAUCUUCGCAAAGAGAUUGUUCAGCGGGUCGCCCUCCUCGAUUUCGUCCGCCUCCUUGGCCAGCUUGUCCCAGUCACUGGCGUUUUUGUGUGA